Molecule: messenger RNA, 354 nt
Organism: Strongylus vulgaris
Lineage: Eukaryota; Metazoa; Nematoda; Chromadorea; Rhabditida; Strongylidae
Source: the annotation of a GenBank genome assembly
UUGAAGGUAUUGGUAUUAUAUGCUCGUCCUCCUCUUCAACUGGACUCUUUCUUCUCAUUGCUCAGGGAAGCAUGUCAGCAACCAAGCUCACAGCCGAUCACAGUUAAGUGGAUAGAUGAAGAUGGGGAUCCAGUCUCGAUCGACAGUCAACGAGAACUCGAUGAAGCUGUUCGCAUUUUGCAACAAAGUGGAGACGCUGAAUUGAAUAUACAUGUUUUUCUUGGACAACCUGCUCUUCCUGGCUUGCCUUGUGAAGGAGAAGACCGGAAUGUGUAUCGCCGAGGAGCUCGGCGGUGGAAAAAAAUUUAUUUGUUUAAUGGCCAUCGCUUCCAAGCUAAGCGAUUGAACAGGUAA